GAGAGAGAUGUAGACAGAGUCCGCCUCCUUGAACAGACGCUCAGUGCGCAGAAACAGAGGCAGAGAGAAGUAGCGCGCGACAGCGCUCGUGCCCUCGUGCUGAAGGUGAGGGAGAGAGAGAACAGAGACGCAGCAGCAUCAGGCGCGCGCGCGAGGCUUCACGCGACCGCUCUGAAGUCCUCUUCCUGAAGAUGCUCGGCGCCGUCAUGCUGCUUGUGUGUGUGUUCGCGGCGGUGAUCAGCGGAGCGGCCGGCCGCCCGGACAACGGCAAUUUUCUAGACGACAAAUGGCUGAGCGAUCGAUGGGAUAAAUUUCGUGACGAGCCUGGAUCGUGGAACCCUGGCAAGCCACUUGAACCAGCUCUGGAUCCUGCCAAAGACCCCUGCUUAAAGAUUAAAUGCAGCCGGCACAAGCAGUGCGUGGCUGAAGACCACAAAACGCCGACUUGCGUCAGCCAGACGAGCUUAAAGAACUUGGAUUUAAGGCCUCUGCUGGAUAAGUGUAAGAGAUGUCCGGUGACACUUCAUGAACCGGUCUGUGCCACAGACAGACGCACUUAUCCUACUAAGUGUGAAAUGGAGUUUAAGGCAUGUCUCUCUGGAUCGCAGCUCGCAGUGCAGUGUUCAGGACGUUGUCCAUGUGGAUUGCAAAAGAACGAUGAAUGCAGUGAGGAAGAUUUGAACGACGUGGCGAGCAGACUGAGAAUCUGGAGCAGAAACGUGCACAAGACCAGCAAAAAGCCCAACCUGCCCAAACCAGACACGGCGUACGUGACCCAACCGCAAGACUGUAAAGGCUCCCUCGGCUGGAUUUUCACCAGAAUGGACAUGAAUUUCGAUCGUCAGCUGGACAAGUCAGAACUGAUCAGCCUGGAUCGGGAUCAUGGUGACGAGUGCACCAAGACUUUCCUUAGGUCAUGUGACCUGGGACGAGACCAGCUCAUCUCCAGCAAGGAGUGGUGCUCUUGCUUCAAGAGGCACCAGGACUCUCCAUGCCAGGCAAAGAUUUCCAAGAUUCACAAACAGCAAGCUAGAAAGAAACUCCUGGGUCAGUACAUACCCACCUGCGACGCUGACGGCUUUUACAAGCCUCACCAGUGCCAUGGCAGCAGCGGACAGUGCUGGUGUGUGGAUCGCUAUGGAAAGGAGGUCGCCGGGUCACGCAGGAUGGGCCCGGCCGAAUGCGUUGCAGUAAUGGAGGGUUCUGGAGACUUUGGAAGCGGGGACAUGUCGCUCUCAGACGACGAAGACGACGAUGCCUUUAACGAUCAGGAGGAUGCGGGAGACGACGGAGAAUACGAUGACGACGACAUCGACUACGGAUACUUGUCGUAAUCGUCAUGCGCUUGUUUUUUUUUUGCCUCUUUUUUUUCUAAAAGAGGAAUGGGAAACCAAAAGCCCGUUUUUAGGCAUCACUUGUAGAAACCAAGUACUAAUAUUACUAAUGGCUUAGAUAAAAAUAUAUUUCUCUCUCGCUGUGUAACAUUUGUAUUAAAAAAAAGAAGAAGAAACAAUAGAUCUGAUUAAUACAAUGCAUUUUAUUUUUGUUAUUUUGACGUUGCUAGGCAUCUGAGAGUGAAUUCGCUGUGUCCCUUUUUGGGCAGGAAGUAGGAAUGAUCUCACAGAGAGAAAGAGAGAGCUGAUGGCAUAUUUUUAAUAGGAUUUAUUCUAGCUCCAUGUUUGUUGGUGUGUGCGUGUAAUUGUUUUUACUGUACCUUAAAAUACGUACAAAAUUGUUGCACUGUUUCAGUUUUAAGUUCUAAAUGUAGAACAUUUUAAGGAGGAUACAGGAUUAGCACAUGUCUACCUAAAAAUCUCUACUUACUUAUAAUUAUCACACAUAAUUAUCACACAUUACUCCUAAACAGUGACGGGUGGACAGAUGGACCACUGGAUGGUCCUGAGACAUUUCGACCUGGACAUGUCUCACUUAAUACGAUCCUGGUCUCGACUAAGAGUUUGUAAAUAUAGUAUUCCUAUUAUGAUUUCUUUUCGCAUGCAGAGUUUGACAAGAACUAAUUCUUUGUUUUAGAAAACAGCCUGCUCAUUGGCACAAAUCAAGUCAACUAGUUGAGAGAACUAGCAUAGUCGAUAAAUUAUUUAAUAAGGAAUAUUGACAAUGUCUUGGCUAGCGAUGGCAGAGUGAGAUUCUAUGUUGUUUGCAAUGGACUAUCACUUUUACUUGUGUAUAAUUGCAUAUUCGUAAUCACAUAUUCGCAAGAGAAUUUGCAAUUUUGCUGUGGCAUACAUGAAAUUAAGUCUUGCUUGACCUUGACUCAUAUGAACUUGAUAUCCACUCAUUUCGGCUCCUUAGAACCUCAUCGUGUCUUAAUUAAAGUUAUUUUGACUCAGUUCGUUCUUGCCUCAUUUGAACCCCAGCUUGACCAAUUGGAACUCCAUCUUAGCACAGUUGCAGCCCCAUCUUGACUCCAUCACAACUUCUUUAAACUCAGUCUUGGCUUUUUGGAACUCCAUCUUGACUCAUUUAGGUUCUACCCUGACUAAUUUAAGCUACUGAACUCCAUUUUGAUUCCAUUUUAACUCAAUUAGAACCACGUUUGACUUUGACAUGUCUCAUUUGAACUUUAUCUUAGCUUAUCCUAAAUCCAUAUUGACUCUUUUGAACUUUAGCUAUUUCGUUUGGAUUAAUUCAUGACUCGUGAAUUUCCUCAGUUAUUUAGACUCCAUCUUGACUCAUUUGAAUUCUGUCUUGACUCAUUUAAACUUCACCGUGUCUGAUUUGAACUCCAUCUUGUCUCAUUUGAACUCCAAAUUGACUCAUUUUAACUCCAUCUUGACUCAUUUAACUCCAUCUUGACUCAUUUAACUCCAUCUUGACCCAUUUGAACUCUAUCCAUCAUCACUUGGAUUCCACCUUGACUCAUUUGGAACUUUUUCGUGUCUCGUUUGAAUUCUAUCUUGACUCAUUUGAGCUCAGUCCUGACUCAUGUGAACCUCAAUCUUCACUUCUUUGGUCUCUAUCUUGACUCAUUUAACUCCAUCUUGACCCAUUUGAACUCUAUCCAUCAUCACUUGGAUUCCACCUUGACUCAUUUGGAACUUUUUCGUGUCUCGUUUGAAUUCUAUCUUGACUCAUUUGAGCUCAGUCCUGACUCAUGUGAACCUCAAUCUUCACUUCUUUGGUCUCCAUCUUGACUUAUUUGAUGUUUUAUUUGAACUCACAUACUCAUUUGGAUUCCAUUUCAACUCAUUUAGCACCUCAUUUGACUUUGACAUGUCCCGCUUGAACUCUAUCUUAGCUUAUCCUAACUUCAUAUUGAAUCAUUAGUCAUUUUGUCUUGACUAAUUUGAACUCCAUCGUGUCUCAUUUGAGCUCCAUAUUGACCAAUUUGAACUCUAUACACCUUCAUUUGAAUUCCAUCUUAACUCACUUGGAGUCCACAUUGACUCAUUUGACCUCCAUCUCGUCUCAUUUAAACUACAUAUUGACACAUUUAAACUGUCUUGAACUCUUUUUUUCACAGCCUCUAUGGAACUUGUAUGACAGAAUGUACUGACUCACUGACUCAAAAACAACUGCCCCAAAAAAUGAUAAGACGAUUACCUGUAAAAACUGUUUUUUUUUUUGUUUGUUUGUUUUUUUGCUUGUGUAUUAUGUGAUGGAAGAAUUCUGAACAUCUGUACUACUAACACAAGAACUACAAAAGUGGUGAAUAAAAAUUAGGUUUUUAAAAUGUUGGGAGUACUCCUUUAACUCUUAGUGUUAUGGAAGAGAGACACAUUGACUCAGUGGCUUAAGAGAGACAAUUAUAGUCACACACACACACACACACACACACAGGCGCCAGUGUUUGUGUUUCAGCUUUUGGGGGCGAUGCCAAACCUGACAUCAGACUCACUGGAGCAUUCUCUCCCUCUCUCUCUCUCUCUCUCUCUCUCUUUCUCUCUCUCUCAGACACACACAUACACACAGUUUUCAUUACGUGUCGUUUGUUUGUUGUCCUGAUGUACAGUAGAUGUACAGUGCCUUUAAGAAGAAGAGCAAGAGACUUUUAGGGAACUCAUGGGGUCUCUGUUUUUUUCACUUCUGUAUUUCUUGGUGUGAGUUUCUGUGGUAGUUCACAUUUUUGCAUUUUGACAAAAGAUUCAAAAGUUCCAGAUGUUCCAGAUGUUUGAGUGUGUAUGUAAUGUUGAUACACAAUCUCUUGCUUUGAGUUUUUUUUUUUCUUCAGUUUUUCAAUAGUGUUACUUGUUCAUGCCCACAUCAGAGCAAAAUUGAGAAACCAGAAAUAAAAGGUCGCCCUUUACGCACAUCUGUCCAGCUGUUGGUAUAGAAGUUGCAAAUGCAUUUUUUUACAGUGUAUGUAAUAUUUACUGAAAUAAAGUUCUAUCAACCUAAA
Molecule: messenger RNA, 4360 nt
Organism: Clarias gariepinus (North African catfish)
Lineage: Eukaryota; Metazoa; Chordata; Actinopteri; Siluriformes; Clariidae
Gene: spock3
Product: SPARC (osteonectin), cwcv and kazal like domains proteoglycan 3
Exons: 11
Coding region: 192-1334 (380 amino acids)
Molecular function (GO): protein binding; calcium ion binding
Source: RefSeq, a predicted model, not a curated record